Molecule: messenger RNA, 1553 nt
Organism: Eurytemora carolleeae
Lineage: Eukaryota; Metazoa; Arthropoda; Copepoda; Calanoida; Temoridae
Product: UBX domain-containing protein 11
Exons: 18
Coding region: 39-1514 (491 amino acids)
Biological process (GO): proteasome-mediated ubiquitin-dependent protein catabolic process
Molecular function (GO): ubiquitin binding
Source: RefSeq, a predicted model, not a curated record
UUGGAUAAAUGUAAUUUUCAGAAUAGUUUAAAUCUAGGAUGAACAGAAUCAACCAGAAAUCUGUCAAGAAAUGCAGCUUAACUGAUCUUAUCAGAAAGAUUGACGAAGAAUCAGAAACUGAUUUGAGAGGUUCAGUGUCAAGAUCAGGAUCAGGAUUAGGCUCAGGUUUGGGAUCUAGAUCAGGAUCAGGAUUAGGUUCAGGUUUGGGAUCAAGAUCAAGAUCAGGUUCAGAAACAGGAUUAGGAUCAGGAGUGCAAGGACCCAGUUCUAGAAACAAAACAAGAAAUAUCCAGAAAAGUUAUAGUGCAGAUAAUCAAUCAGGUUAUCUAAAUACAACUGAGAAAAGAGAUAGAUUUGGAAUAUCAAAAGGCUCUGGGGCAUCUUCUUUCACUCAAAGAAGUUCUACUCUUCUAAUUCAGAAUCUGAAGAAAGAAGUUGAACACCUCAAGAGUAAGUUAGAUGAGCAAAACAAGUUGGUGGGAAAACUAGAGUAUGCUCUCAGUAGGAAAACUAAGAGUUGCUCCGACUGUAGUGUUAAAGAUGAAAUUAUAGGUGAAUUAGAGUCUAAACUUCAGGAUACUGAGACUGUUUUACAAGAGACAUGGGAUUCCAUGAAUGAGGGUUCAGCUGAUCCUGUAGUUCAGUUUGAUGAUAUUAUUAUUAAAGUUCAUCAACUAAACAAACUUAUCUCAGAUGGGUUCCAGAUGCAAGCAGGACACAGAGAAGGAAGGUUUAAUUCUCGUCCUACGGUUGAACUAAUCAUUUUUCAAGAUUUCUUUAUCCUUGACUCUUCGGUUAGAAAAUAUACAGAUCAGACAGGACAUGCGUUUCUACAGGACAUCCUAGACGGUUACUUUCCAACAGAACUAGAGGAGAGUUUUCCCGACGGAGUAUACAUUGAUAUCAUAGAUAGGCGUAGCGACAAGCUUUCUGCUUUACAGUUUGGGUUCCAGGGCUCUGGUAGGAAGCUUGAGUCCCGACCAGGAUCUAGCUGCUCAUCUAUCCAAGAACUAAACGAACCUUCAAAUAGUUCCCUCUCAAUCUCUUCCUUCUCCUCCUCCUCAGCUAAAAUAUACAGAACGUCUUCGCAAGAAUCUAAAAGAAAAAAACAAGGUAACUGUGGGCUGUACAGGGACAACAAUAAUACAACACGGAAUAAAAGAUCUCCUAAGUUGUCAUCCCCUUUGCCCAGCAACAGAGAGAACUUAAAUUCUAAUGGUAACAUGAAGACCAAGAUCAAAAUAAUCGGACAAACUAUCGAUCCCAUAAUACUAGAAUUGUUUGGUGAGGAUACUAUUGGAUAUAUCAAGAACUGUUUACGAGAACAAUUUUCUUGUAAGAGGGUACAUCUGUAUACCGGGAUAUAUUUCAGGGUACAUCUGUAUACCGGGAUAUAUUUCAGGGUACAUCUGUAUACCGGGAUACCAGAGAAAGUAAAAACGAGAGGAAUACAAACCCUUUUACAACUAGGUUUGGUGCCGAAUGGUAUUCUCCAUAUGCAAGUACUGCGUUAAAAAAAUAUUAGUCGGAAAUAAAUAAAUAGAAAACCAAAA